This is a messenger RNA of Nannizzia gypsea CBS 118893, 531 nucleotides long. RefSeq lists its product as hypothetical. The record is from RefSeq and is a predicted model, not a curated record. The coding region runs from base 1 to 531 and encodes 176 amino acids. The transcript is spliced from 4 exons. Lineage: Eukaryota; Fungi; Ascomycota; Eurotiomycetes; Onygenales; Arthrodermataceae.
AUGUCGACAUCGAUAUCAUCCAUCGAGCAUUUAACUAUCCCAUCGUCAUUCGGAGGGCGGGCACGGAGCGCCUGUACUGGGGGAGGCCAUGUCAGGUCCUGCGGUGUCUGGAAAGAGAUUAAAGCCGCAUCGCAGGAGCUCUUAGUGAGCCUGUGGCAUAGCUGGACUCCAAGAAGGAGAAGAGAGAUAGCAGGAGAGAGAGCAGGAGACAGCAUCUACGGAGUACUGCAUGUUCUCCGCCACCCCUGGAAACGGCGCAGGCCACGGAACCAACGGCUAUCUAGGCCAGGCAGCAUAGCUACCCAAGCAAGGUCAGCAUAUAACAACACAACUAUGGAGUCACCGAGCAUUAUAGCUAUUGUUCGCAUGACCUUUCCAUCCAUGCGAGAGCAAAGCAAGGUAGAGCAGGUCAAAGCAAGGCAACAGCUGCCAUUGACUCACUUUGGCGCCGGCAUCCUUGUCCAAGUUCAUAUCCAAGUUCAUGUCCAAGUUCAUGCCCUCGCUAUAUCCGUCGCUCGCUCUCGUAUCUGA